Molecule: messenger RNA, 310 nt
Organism: Meloidogyne enterolobii
Lineage: Eukaryota; Metazoa; Nematoda; Chromadorea; Rhabditida; Meloidogynidae
Source: the annotation of a GenBank genome assembly
UUUUGUAAAGGAAUAAUUUACGCAAAUAGCCCAAAAUUUAAUGAUCUUCAAAACUAAAGUUGUUCCCAGUCCCCGUAAGUUGGGAAAUUUGAGAGAUUUUUUUGAAAACUCCCCGUCUCCGUCUCCCCACGUAAAAAAGGUUUCCCCGUCCCCCCAUGGCUCCCUCCCCGAAAAUUGUUCCCCGUGGCCUUCCCCCGCGUCGGGGAACAACCCUAUUCAAAACAAUGAAAAAAGUCAAAAAACUCUAAGCAUUAAUAAUGCCUGUAUAAUAUUAAAAAUUAAAAUUUUCAGUGAAAUAAACAGAAAAUAA